Molecule: messenger RNA, 789 nt
Organism: Seminavis robusta
Lineage: Eukaryota; Bacillariophyta; Bacillariophyceae; Naviculales; Naviculaceae
Source: the annotation of a GenBank genome assembly
AUGGAAACUCUCCGCAAUAACACGGAAACACUGGCGGCAGUAGUGAUGGGGACGGCUGUGGCAAGCUCAGCAGCUAUCCUAGGGUUGGUCCUAUCGAAGCGCAGCCAAAAGGCAACUCGUCGCGCCACUCUUGAGUGCCGCUGUGGCAAAGUCAAGGCAGAAAUCCAUCAACCAGCCGCCAACUACAAGUAUUUGGAAACAACUAAUAUGCAAUGUGGCUGUAACGAUUGUAUGGGAUAUUGCAAGGCGGUUCUGAAGGAAGGAUCCACAGAUGAUGCCUUUCAAAACUCCUUCUUCAACCCAGGGGUUCCCACCAUUUUACUGUAUUCGAGUGAAAUCAAAAUAGUUGCUGGCAAAGAAUACUUGGAGCAUAUGAAGUUGUCCCCGAAGACAGACAAUCUCCGUGUCUUUACCACAUGCUGUGGUACACCAGUCAGUGUCAGCAGUGAGAGUGCCCCAAUGAACUUGGUCUACUGUCCAAACAUUCAUCCCUCCACUAAAUGUGGGCAGAAUGAAGUCCCAUUUCCAAAAGAUGUUUUGGACAAAUCAACUCUCUGCUUUCAUGGUGCCAGGUUUCUAAAAGACCCGCCAUCACUAGCCAAGGCCGAGCAGAUACAGAUGAGGGUGGUUGCUGAAGCCAACGCUCCUGGUUUCAUUCUUGGACUGCUUGGUAGGUUAGUGCUUCUGGUGGGACUAGGAGCAAGAGGACCUGGAGAAGGAUUUCCUGUGGCAGAUGGCAAAACAGUAGGAAUUGGUUACGACUCCAUCACAAAAUUGCUGAAAAAAUGA